AGGAUCAUUUCUACAGACGGGACAACCAGAUCAAGAACUGGGCAGAAUGGAAGUGAAGGUGUCUGUCAAAGGCAUCCCACGUGUCGUGUGCGGAGUUACAGAGGAGACAACGUGUCAAGACGUGGUGCUCGUGUUGGCUCAAUCCCUCGGGCAGCCAGGACGGUACACCUUGCAAGAGAAGUUCAAAGACUUUGAGCGGUGCAUGACUCCCAAUGAACGGCUUCUGGAGACAUUGAAGAAGUAUGGCGAGCAGGCCAAGGAGGUCCAACUCAGUCUCCAACACAGCGGCCUCUCUGCUUGGGAUGAAAUGGGCAAAGUGAAAGUUGGCAGAUACCAGCCUUGUCCGCCACUGAGACGGAAAGAUAUUGGGCCUAAAACGAGGAGGGGCAGCAGUUCCCUAAGCUUGCACCGCCAAAGCUUGCCUCCAUUGAACUGUUUGAGAGAAGAGGUAGAGGAGAAGAACGAUGUCCUGAAGACGCCUAGAAGAAAAUCUCUAACUCUCAUGGAGGAGGCCAGGGAAUGGCUGGGAAGUCUUGGCAAAGGAAAGGUCUACAGUACAAUGUGUGACAAGUCAAACAAGAAGAGGAUUGAUAAAAAGGGACGGGCCUCUUUGGAUUUGUCCUUUUUUGUCACGAAAGAGCAUCAAGAUCAAAGCAGCAGAGGUACAGACACAGGUCAGAAAAGUUCAAAAUCAGACUUUGACCAUCAAACAUCCUGCUGCAUCAGCAAUAAGACCAAGGAGAAAAGCAGGCGCUCAAAGAACACCCAGGAGGUAAAAUCUGACCUGAGCACCUCAAUCUGCAGAGCAGUAACUGAAGAUGAGAAAAAUUGCCUCAGAGACUCAAUCAUAUGUCAGCUGCUGUGCUUGCAGGAUUUACAAGUCCAAAUAACAAACACAGACAAACAGAUUUUGUACCUUGAGCAGAAGCAGAAAACCAAAAGAGCUAAAGAAGAAGUCGAGGAGAGGCUUGUGGCUGAUGAGAUGGAAUACAUCAAAUUUUGGGAGAAUGAAAUGAAAGCUGAGGAGAGUAAUGAAAAAUAUUUGCAGCGUCAGUUCCUUGAGAUGAGAGCCAAGGUUGCAGAUUGCAAAGUUAAACUGGAGGAGUACAGGCGCAAAAUGCAGGGCUUGGAUAUUUUUGGCAAUCUGAACAUUGCUCAAGAAGACCGGAGGGUUUUAAAAACUCCUGAAAAAAUCACAACCAAGAUAUCCGACAGCUCGAAAAAGGAAGAAAAUCUGGAAGGAUCCGAGUCCAGUGUGGAAAGAAAUGUCAACAGGAAGUUCCAGCCCAAAGAUGAGCACAGCACUCCUCAUGCUCAAGUUCCUCCAAAUCAGAUAAGAGAGCGGCGGCCCACGGGACCCACCGAGCUGAGGGAGUGGUGGAAGCGCUGGUCAGAAGCUCAGAAGGCUCAACCCCAGGAUGAAAGGAAGGUCAUCCAUCGCUCUGAGCUCACCAUUUACCUGAGGAGUACCAAGGUUUAGGACCAGCUCACAUUGAUCCAACCCCCUGUUUGUGACAUCACCAUGAGAUCUCCAUUAGGACAUCUUCAAUGAACCAGAGCAAGAUUAUUCUGCUUUCACUGCUGCAAUAUUAUCCUUCGCAUGACAACGGGUUCAUGUUUACACCCUGAAAGCUUUAUUUUUACUGCCAUUCUUCAGUCACCUGGAACUUUAUGCAUCAAACACAUAACUGAUUCUCUAAUUUUACUUGUGUACUUUGUA
Poeciliopsis prolifica (blackstripe livebearer) is the source of this 1720-nucleotide messenger RNA. RefSeq names its product Ras association domain family member 11 (gene rassf11). The transcript has 3 exons. The record is from RefSeq and is a predicted model, not a curated record. The coding region runs from base 47 to 1480 and encodes 477 amino acids. Gene Ontology annotation, biological process: signal transduction. NCBI's taxonomy places the organism in Eukaryota, Metazoa, Chordata, Actinopteri, Cyprinodontiformes, Poeciliidae.